UAUAGGCUGUGUGGUCUGAUCUACUUUGGAAAAUUCCACUUCACAUGCCGUGUUGUGGACAGGCAUGGUGAUGUGUGGUUCCAUGAUGGGAUGAAGACUGUGACUGAUCUUAUGCCAGAGGGUAAUGUACUGACCCUGGACUCCAGCCUGCUUCAGAAAGCAGGCAAGAGGUGUGUUAGUGUACUUGUAUAUACCAGAAUGUAG
This is a messenger RNA of Trametes versicolor FP-101664 SS1, 204 nucleotides long. RefSeq lists its product as uncharacterized. The record is from RefSeq and is a predicted model, not a curated record. The annotation marks the transcript as partial. Lineage: Eukaryota; Fungi; Basidiomycota; Agaricomycetes; Polyporales; Polyporaceae. The transcript has a single exon.